AUGCCGUUGGCUAAAGACGUGGACCUCGACGCUGGCGACGCCGGCACCGGGCGAGCCGCGAUACACAAAGCCGCGUACUGGGGCCACGCGCACACCACGAAGACGCUGACGCAGGACCUUCGCGUCAAUCCCAACGUGAGGGAUAGCGAAGGGGACACCGCGCUGCACGACGCCGCGAGGUUCGGCCACGUCGAGGUGGUCAAGUUAUUGCUCGCGACGCCGGGUAUCCAGGUGGGGAUCAAAAACAACAAGGGCCUCACCGCGCUCGCGCUGGCGGAGGACUACGGCAAGCCCGAGGUGGCCGCCAUGCUCCGAGCGAAGGGCAGCAGACUGUGA
Micromonas commoda is the source of this 336-nucleotide messenger RNA. RefSeq lists its product with no specific name. The transcript has a single exon. The coding region runs from base 1 to 336 and encodes 111 amino acids. Gene Ontology annotation, molecular function: protein binding. Lineage: Eukaryota; Viridiplantae; Chlorophyta; Mamiellophyceae; Mamiellales; Mamiellaceae. The record is from RefSeq and is a predicted model, not a curated record.